UGGGUGCUUCUCUGUUUUACCGAUAUGCCAACUGACCUUGCUCCUUCCAAGAUGCCGCCUCGCAAUAGGCUUGCCAGACUUCGACCGCUUGCUCUCACUCAUUCUGUAUCAGACGUAGUAUCUCAGUGAUUAGGGCUUUGCGGCUGUUCCAGUAUAAUUCAUAAAAUAUCAUUUUUGAAUAUUGUCAAAUCGAUAGCGGCACCCUGGACUAUAACGCAAUCGUCCUAUUUUCUUUGUUCUGUGCGUUUUUCUUUUAUGGGUUGGCAACAUCGUUUUGACAUAAUGUCUGACAUUUGAGAGGUUAAGGGGGGCUUACGGGGGUGUUUUCAUGUGUCAAAACAUAAAUAUUUUUUUGGAGAAUCAUGAAUAAAACUACAAAAUGUACAUUAAAUGCUUGUUUUAUAUUAUGUAUCCUUAGUAUAGGAUAUGGAGAAAGAACUAAAGAUAAAAUGUAUGAAAGAAUCACAGGGGCUAGAGGGUGUUAUAGACGAUUGAAUGCUACACACCAGAUUGGUUGUUCCUCGGAGCGAGAUGGGUCAACAGGUGUAAUUUUCUAUGCAGAAACAACAGAAAAACUAGAUUUUAUACUACACAACGGUACUGCUCCACCGUACAUUCCUGUAAUGCCUGUGAAAAUACUAACUGCAGACGUAAUUAGGAAACUCAUAGACAGUGGAAUAGUUUCAGGUUUAGUUGUCCAUGCGAAUAAUGAUACUUUAGAUUACUUUACACAUGAUUACCAGUGUCCAAAUCCACUAUCUAGUCUAGAUGGGACCUGUAAGAGGGAAUCCCUUUGGAACCCUCAUGGUACAGCACUUUUAUUUACUGAUAUACCGUUCCCGAUAUUUUAUUUAGAAGAAGAGGAGGAAGUAUGGAAAAUCAGAGAUUGUUUCAAAAAAUUCAAUGAUUUUGAUUAUGACGCUCAAGCAGACAGGCCUUUAUGCUCUUUGGAGCUAAAGUCUUUUAUGUAUGCAACUACUGACACACCUACUUGCAAGAGGCGUUCGAGUAUUAUGACAAAUUUGAACCCAGUGAAGUUUUGCGAUCCGUUAGGUGACAGCAACAUUUGGUCAAGCCUGUAUCCACUUGUAGAAGGCUCCAGAAAUGAAACAGUGCCUCUCAGAAAUCAUAAAUACAUCGUUAUAUCGGCUCGAAUGGACACAACGUCGAUGUUCGAAAAAACUGCUGGCGGAAAUAGCCCUGUAACGGGAAUAGUGACACUGCUCACACUAGCGAAAUAUCUUAAAGGAAUUUUGACACAGGAUGACAUAAAUAGAGCAAAGUUAAACAUUUUGUUCAUACUGUUCAAUGGCGAAACGUAUGACUACAUAGGUUCACAAAGAUUGUUGUACGACAUGCUAAAUGGUUAUUUUCCCGUGAAGGGACUGCACGAAACCAACGAUAUUCUGCCAAUCAUUCGACCAGAUGAUAUCAAGUUGUUUAUAGAACUGAGCCAGCUAGGCAACAACAUGGACAAACUUUAUGUACAUUAUUUGCAAAAUAGCACACAGAUUGACAGCUUUUACUCAAAACUACGUAACUACUCGGAAAAAAUAAAAGACGUACCCAGCAGUAUGCCGCCGGCAUCAUUGCACACAUUCAUGAAGAAGUUACCGUCAUUUCCAGGUUUAGUAAUAUCGGAUCACGAAACCAGCUACACGAACCACUUCUAUAACUCCAUUUUCGAUGACGCAGUCAAUAUCGGAUUCACGUAUGAUCCUAACGCAACCGAACAGAAUAGUUUACAAUAUUUCAUCGCGAACGUAUCGGAAGUCAUAGGGAACAGUGUCUAUGAGACGAUAACCGGGAAACACUAUUCAGGAAAAUAUACAGCGGACGUUGUUUUGGUAAACGAGCUGUUCCAGUGCUAUCUGGAAGAUCCAAACUGCAAAGUACAUAGAGCUACUCAGAAAGGGAAACUUCCAAAAGUGCCGUUAAGCCUCUACGUUGGUGUAGACCAUGUGGCAAAUUAUGCCACCACUUUAACGUCGUUAACCUUGGGUUGGUUGACAGCAGAUGAUGCAGGCGAAUCCAACAUCAACUGUACGAAUAAUCCCAGAAACUACGCAUUCAAGUAUUACAACAUGUCGAAAAGCAUUCAGGAACUGAAUGUUACAAGAUGCUAUAAAAUUACUAUGAACACUACGGACGCUAUAAGUCCAGCUUUCAUCAUACCAGAUUACAACUGGACUUCCGGACAAUACAGCACCUGGACGGAAUCCACGUGGACGGAAAUGAACGUGAGGAUAUUUCUCAAACCGUCAUCGGCCCACGAGAAAAUGACUAUAGCAAUAGGAUCGUUAUCUGUGAUCUUCUCGUUCAUAUUCGUUUAUUUCGUAAAGUCAAGAUCUCACAUUCUUUUCACGCCACCGCUGCCAACCGAGGCUCCAACGGACUGUUAGUGACUUUUUUCGGUGGCGAGGUUGGUAGUAGAUUUUUCAAAAAGUAUUUCCUAGCCGUUUGUAGAUAACCCUUUAUUAAUUUAUUCGUUAGAUGUAAAAAUAUAAGUAUUUUUUAUCUGAUACGAUGUGAAAUGAUGAUGAUAAGUCGGUGAAUGGAAUUGGUUUGAGAUUUUAAUAGUAUCAAGGUUCGAAUUCAAAAAGUUACUGCUUUAGACAUUUUUUUUUUUUUUAAGUUGAGAGGCGUUAUAUUAUUUAGACUUAUUGCAUCCUUUUUAAAAGAAACGAUAUUUAAACUAAAUACAUGGUGGUCCGUAGUGGAUGCUCAAAAUGAAGUCCUGGAUUAAACUCGUGAAAAUAAGGCGGGGUCACGUUCCCCCUGGAUUCGCCCUUGAUUGAGAAUUUUGCGCCCCUCAUGUGGUUUAUUUUAGCAGCAAGAUAAGUUUCAAAUGACACAUUAAACACGAUUAUAUUAUAUUUUCCAGCAUAGUAUUGUUCUUGACUAUAAAUGAAUGUGGUGCUUUUUUAGUAAAAAUGGUACUCUAGGCUGGCUAGGCAUCCCACUGUGUUAUGGUAGUUUCCGCUUGCUCUCCGGUUCUUAGAAUUGAAUAAUAAACUGCUGAUGCAUGAAGGUGUUAGGUAUGUCGUGGUAUGUCACUCUCCGGUCUUCGUCAAGCGUCAAGUUCUUAGCCUACAAAAGAGGAACGGAAAUUUUGUAAAAGUAGUGAUUUAUUUCUCAAAAUAGUCUCCUUUUAACUCGAUACAUAGCGAUGCUCCAAUUUAUUUAGCCAGAUAAGUGCAAGAUGUGUAAAUAGGGUCAACGGUGGCCUAGUCGCCAGGUUUUGUCUUCCCAGCACUACGAGGGUGGUCCCAGAAGUACCCGACCCAACGAAGAAAACAAAUGUAUUUAUUUUUCAACAUAAUCUCCUUUGGGCUCUAUACACUUUUCCCAGCGAUGUUCAAUAGGUUCGAUACCCUUUUUAUAAUAAGAACUGCCUUGCUCCUCAAAAUAGCCAUUAACUGCCGACAUCACUUCUUCAUCGUUGGAAAAUCUUUGACCACUGAGCCAUUUUUUCAAGUUUGGAAACAGAAAAUAAUCCGAGGGGGCUAAAUCUGGUGAAUAGGGUGCAUGAGGUAGCAAUUCAAACUUUAAUUCGUUGAUUUUGGCCAUUGCAAUAACGGAUUUGUGAGCUGAUGCAUUGUUUUGAUGAAAUAACACUUCCUUCUUAACCAAAUGCGGCCGUUUUUGCUUGAUUUCAUCGCUCAAACGUUGCAAUAAGUUCGCAUAAUACUCGCCGUUGAUAGUUUUACCUUUUUCAAGAUAGUCAAUGAAAAUCAUCCCACGCGCAUCCCAAAAAACCGACGCCAAAAUCUUGCCUGCAGAUGAAACGGUCUUCGCCUUCUUUGGAGCCGGUUGUUCUUUUUGAGUCCAUUGCUUUGAUUGUUCUUGAGUCUCGGGUAUGAAGUGAUGGAGCCAUGUUUCAUCCAUGGUUAUGAAACGACGCAAGAGUUCUGCUUUGUUGCUGUGAAACUUCGCUAAACACUCAAUCGAAACAUCUUCACGAAACUGUUUUUGCUCGAUUAUGAGCAAUCGCGGCACCCGUCUUGCACACAGCUUUCUCAUGUCAAAAUUUUCAGAUAAUAUGCGAUGAACCGCACUUUUUGAAAUGCCUACUAUGUCUGCUAGCUCGCGCACUUUCGGUCGAUGAUCAUUCAGUACCGCUUUGUGAAUUUUCUUCACCAUUUCUGGAGUCGUCACCUCAUUUGAUCGAAAACUGCGAUGCUCGUCUUGGCAGCUCAUACUGCCUCGUUUUAACUCUGCUACCCAAUACUUUACUGUUGUAAACGAAGGAGCAGACUCACCCAGAGUAGAAUCCAGUUCUGCUUUUAUAUUGGUUGGGCUGAGGACUUUGAAAUAAAAGUAUUGUACCACAUAACGAUUACCAAUUUUCUCCAUUUUCGCAAAUUCACUGAAAACGUUCAGUACUGAUGGCUGCCAAACAAAUACUUCAAACUUGACACAUAUGCUUUACAGUUUGUAUACUUUCUAAUACAAUAUUUUGCAAACAACUAUCGCCAUCUCUAGGUCAGGCCGGGUACUUCUGGGACCACCCCCGUAUCUACUACUACAUGAUUUCCAGUGUUUAUGUCGAUAUAGCAAAAAAGACUUGAGAUAUGUGUAGUAUGAAUUACAUUUCACCACAAGAUACAUACUGAAAUUUUACUAAGGCAUAUUUGUCUAAAUGCAAGAGUUUGAAAUAUGAUUUUUUAUGCAUCCAUUACAGACUACUCAGUAUACAGCUUAUACACUACUUUUUUUUUACUAAACAAGUGAUUAAUUGAUGAAAACGAUCUCUUGAUAACAGUUGCAAACUUAUUGAACAAAAAUUAUACAUAUAGGCAUUUUUAAUAAGACUGUUUUAAAAUAAAUGAUGAACA
Molecule: messenger RNA, 4838 nt
Organism: Acanthoscelides obtectus
Lineage: Eukaryota; Metazoa; Arthropoda; Insecta; Coleoptera; Chrysomelidae
Source: the annotation of a GenBank genome assembly